UCCCCUGGUGUAUGGACAGGCUAUCAGACACCACGGAGGCUUCGAUGUAGAUGCAAUGUGAAGAUGGGAUUAUUAUCACUUGUCAUUUAUUCAGUAAAGUAACUGCAGUUUAUGAAUAUACUAUGCCUGUCUUAUGUAGCCUAUAGAAUAUACAUAUAUUUCUGAGAGACAAUACGUUCAAUGGGGAUGUCUGGCGCAGCCUAUGGACCAUUAUGAUUAGAAUAUUGGACUUGGAUUGGAUUGAUGUGUACUAUGUACCAUGUUCCUUUUCAUUCUCUUAUUAUUUCAGUCUGAUUAAAAUUAUGGACCGAAUAUUUGACUAGGCAUCUUGCCACAAGGAAAUGUGACAUAUCAGCAUUUGGUUUUUUUUGACUGAAAUUUUGAAAGGUAACGGCGGAAUGAUCACGAGCGACUGUCUAGAAACACCUCUCCAGCAACAUUAUUUUGUUAAACAUUUUUAAGAUAAUAUUAUUUUUGCUUUGCUCUAUUGCGCAGGCGUGCUGGCCGGGACGCUGUCACCACGCUUCGCUACAUUAUUGCGUGAUUUAGCCUGUAUGGGAGGAAAGUGAAGAAAACAGAACAUUAACAUGCAUAGGCAAAGUGGUCUGACGGCAGCGGAAGGAUUUACUUGUGAUCCUUAAAAAUACAUUGUGCCAACGAAGAAUGUCAGGGACAUCAAAUGUAGAAUCUGCUGAAGGAGUAGUCUCCAAAGUUAAAGUCAAGAAGCAGAUCAAGACUAUCGUGAAGGAUUUGGAGACCAUACUGGGAGACUUGAGGGAUGUAGCCAAGGAACUCAAAGAGGUUGUGCAUGAGAUCGACUCCCUCACGUGUGACCUACAGCUGGAGGAGGAGAUGACAGACAGUUCCAAGACAGACACCCUGAACAGCAGCUCUAGCAGCACCACCACCACCACCACAACCUCCAGCAUCGACAAGAUCAAGAUCGCCAUCUUUAGGCCCCCGUCUGUCAGCCACGCCAUCCUGACCGUGAUGAAGAAGCCCCACCCUCCGCUGCCCCCUCCCAGGCUGACACCUAUCAAAGCAGAGGAGCAUAACAAGAACCCACUAUCAGGGAGCCUACUAGCCAAGGCUAACGGGACUCUUAUGCGUAAUGGUGUUUUCCCAGGGAAGCCAAACAGAGACUUAUCGUGCUGCAUCUCUAAAAGUACAAAGGAAGAGAGAGGACUUAUGCCAAUGCCUUUGCUACGGCAUGAAAAGACCAAAUGCCCCCAGGCAACCCGGGAGAGGGUCCGAUUCAGUGAAAAGGUCCAGUAUCACGGGUACUGCCCUGACUGUGACCUGCAAUAUGACGUUGACAACACAGAUAUGCACUUACAGCCAGAAUUUACUGAUGACAUGAGCCCUGUCCAUCAGUGUUCCUCCUCCUCACCACCAUCCCAGCUCAUGUUAGAAAAUGGCGGCCUCAGUGUCAGCCAUAGUUUCCCUCCUACAAAAAUGCCUUGUGUGCCUCAUUCUAACCCUUCCCUGAAACCACAGAAAACCAUCCUUCGAAAAUCAACCACCACAACGGUUUGAUGUUAAUCACCCUUAAUUUAAAUAUUUCUAAAUAAUUUAUAGUGUUUUCUAUUUCAUGAGCACUUUCUACUCGAUUCAAACGUGGAUUAUCUAAACGAUGAGGAAAAAAGAGCGCUAGAAGACGUGGCCAUGAGCUCAGAAAUGCACAAGGAGAGAAUGAACGGUGAGGUCCUUCUGGGUAAAAGUGGAAACAGCCUUUACUGACAUGAAACGGAUCAAUUUUGGUUCAUCAUACAGUCACUGAGAACGAGGCUCCCUACCUUUGACAGAAUACCAGAUCCUCUGAGCCAAGGCCAUAUAAUUAAUCCUCAUAGAGAAUUGGAAGACAUAGUAGCACAGUUUUAUUCAUGGGAGAAGCAUGGUAAAAGUUCAAAUGUAGUGCAAACAUAAGAUGAAAACAUUGCAUCCAAAUGUGACUGGUUCAUUUACAAUUGAAAUGGAGAUUCUAUGUAUAAUUAUAGGCAGUGGAAUUACUGAUGUCCCCAGCAUUCUGAGAACUCUUCAAGGGUGGGAAGUCUGCUUAUAGCAGACAUUCCUAUUGAAGGUGAGAGAGAGAGAAACCAAACCAUGUUCAUGUUACUUUUUUAUGACAUCAUUUGAACAAGAACAGACACUCUCAGUUCAUAAUUGUAUCUGUUGGUUAUAGGAUUUUGUGAAUUAUGGGAUAUUAGACAUAAACAGCCAGUAAAAUCUGCUGGACAAGAUUUGUUGAUCUGCAGUGACUGCUCUUAAUAUACAGGAACAUGAAAUACACACAUGUGUCAUAUUGAAAAUCCAACAUACAAUAUGAGGCAACUUAAAUGGCUAAAAUAUAGGAAUUGAGGAUGUUCACUAAUUUGUGUUCGGAAUACUAUGUUGAGCGUAUAGAAAUCUAUGUGUGAUCAAUGUCAUACAAGUUGCUUGCAAAGAUAUGGCAUGCACUUAAAGAAUAACUUGCAUUACAUUUUAUUUGUAUAUAUUUAUAUAUUUAUAAAACAUUUCUACAGAGAUUGUAACAUUUAAAAAGAGGAUAUUUUUUUUAUUCCGUGGGAUGAAAGGCGUGUUUUAAAGAAGGCUGUCAUUCUUCUGAAAGUACAUGCGUUUCUGCAGGGCAUAUCUGGAUAAUUUAUUUCUAUAGUGAGAGAGUAUAUAAAUAAACACACAUUAUUGUUAUGGUAUAGGGGCGGAACAUUUUUUGUAAAAUGUGAAAGCAAACUAGAUUAAACCAAAUACAUUGUUGUGCUUAUCAGGGGAGGCAUGAUACUGAAUGAACGCAUGACUGAUUCUUUUUCCACUUCCUCCUGUCAUCGCUGUGGUCUGCUAUGCAUUUCCUGGAGAGGCUGUUAGGACCUGCUGCCCCUUCCACCAACUGGAGUGCACCUCACUUCGGCCCACCCUUAGUCGAUGCGGACUUUGUGACUGUGUUCUCUCUGGGAAGAAAAACCCAUUGUCAAUGACGUGUUGGGGAAACAAUGUCCACAUCUUUGGACAUCAUUUGCACUUGGCACUUAUGUUAGUCUUUAUACUUUGUUUUUCCUUUAACAUGUUAAUUACAGAAUCAUUUCAA
Salvelinus fontinalis (brook trout) is the source of this 3082-nucleotide messenger RNA. Its product is annotated as protein Largen-like. The coding region runs from base 664 to 1536 and encodes 290 amino acids. Gene Ontology annotation, biological process: positive regulation of cell size; positive regulation of translation. The transcript is spliced from 3 exons. Lineage: Eukaryota; Metazoa; Chordata; Actinopteri; Salmoniformes; Salmonidae. The record is from RefSeq and is a predicted model, not a curated record.